AUGCCUUGUCGAUCUCAAAAAGUUUUAUGUAAUAAAAAAAAAUCAAAUUCAUCUAACACAGGAACAGAUCAAUUAAUACCAUUGAAUAUGAAUGCAUGUAAUCAAACACAAUCUAAUAUAAUUUCUCAUUUGGAAUCAAUUGGUAAUUUAAUAAUUAAUGAAUUAACAGGGUCAGAACGUAAUCGUUUAAAACAACAAUUACUUAUAUCUUGUAUUUCAAAUACAAAUCCAAUUCAUAAUUUACCAUUUUCUUCAUCAAAAACAAAUUUAAAACAAGUAUUAACUGAUUUACAUACAUAUGAUUGUCAUACGCAACGACAAUAUCGUACAAUUGGUAUAGGUGAUAAUGAUAUAAAUAUAAGUACAUCAAAAACAAAUGUUAAUCAAUUAGAUAUAACAACAACACAAAAUAAUAAUACAAAUAUAUUAAAUAAUGAAAUUCAAUUAUCAACAAUAACAAAACGUAAAAAACGACAAAUUAAUCAUUUAAAUUUAUUACAAAUAAAUGAACCAAAGAAUAAUACAUCGAAUAUAAUAACACGAACUAUAUGCACAAGAAGUUCAAAAUUGAAUAGUUUAAAUAACAAUCAAGAACAAUCGAAUUCUGUUAUUCUUCAUCGAACACGUAAACGUCGAUUAUCUUUGAUAAAUCCAUCAACUCCAAGCAAUAAUAAUGUAGUAGAUAAUACAAUAGAAGAAUCUCAUUUAGAUUUACAAAAAAAUAUCGGAAAUGAUGUAUCUGGUAUAAAAGUAUCUCGUAAAAAACUUCAAUCAUCUGUUCCAUUGUUAACAUCAAUCGAAUAUUCAAAAACUAUAAACGAUUUUUAA
Rotaria sordida is the source of this 828-nucleotide messenger RNA. Lineage: Eukaryota; Metazoa; Rotifera; Eurotatoria; Philodinida; Philodinidae. The record is from the annotation of a GenBank genome assembly.